GACACAAAGGCGGGAGACCUCUCAACACUGGAGCAGCUCUCCAGUACGUGAGGGACAAUGUCUUUACUGCCUCCUCCGGAAGCAGACGCUUGGAAGGCGUUCCACAGCUACUGAUUCUGUUGAGUGGUGGAAGGUCCGUUGACAAUGUUGACACGCCAGCCUCUGCUCUGAAGGAGCUUGGGGUUUUGGUCUUUGGAAUUGGAACAAGGAGCUCUGAUAGCAGAGAAUUGCAGAGAAUAUCACAUGAUCCCAGUUACGCUCUGUCUGUCUCAGACUUUACUGACCUUCCGAGCAUCCAGCAGCAACUUCUGUCCUCGGUGGAGGCAGUGGUUAUUGAUGUUACUCCAGAAUCACCAACAGUUUUAGUUGAUCAUGACACCGCCAGAAAGGAUGUGGUAUUCCUUCUGGAUGGUUCUGAUGGCACAAGGAAUGGAUUCCCAGCAAUGCGUGAUUUUGUUCAGAGAGUAGUAGAGAAACUCAAUGUGGGAGGAGACAAAGACCGCGUUUCUGUAGUCCAGUACGGUAGAGAUCAAGAAGUUCAUUUCUAUCUGAACACAUACAGCACGAAGGGCGACAUUCUUGACAUCGUCAGAGGUCUGAGGCACAGAAGAGGUAGACCCCUCAACACUGGGGCAGCCCUCCAGUAUGUAAGGGACAACGUCUUUACUGCCUCCUCAGGAAGCAGAAGUCAAGAGGGUGUCCCUCAGAUGCUGAUACUGCUGAGUAGCGGGAGGUCCAAUGAUAACGUUGAUAUACCUGUUUCUGCCCUCAAAGAGAGCGGAGUCUUGAUCUUUGGCAUUGGAAACAGAAAUUCUAGCAAAGAGGUUCAAAGGAUUGCCUCUGACCCCAGUUUUUCCCAGUCUGUUUCUGAAUUCUCGGACCUCCCCAGCGUCCAGGAUAAGUUUUUCUCCUCACUCUUUACUGUACACGUUGGCGCCACAACAAUUUCCCCAACAGUCAUAGUGGACCUAAGCAUCGCCAGAAAGGAUGUAGUAUUCUUGCUGGAUGGUUCUGAUGGCACUAGGAAUGGCUUCCCAGAAAUGCGUGACUUUGUUCAAAGAGUAGUGGAGAAACUCACUGUAGGGGAGAACAGAGAUCGAGUCUCUGUGGUACAGUAUAGCAGAGAACCAGAGGUCCACUUCUAUCUGAACACUUACACAAGAAAAGAAGAGGUUGUUGACACCGUAAGAGGGCUGAAGCACAAAGGAGGGAGACCCCUCAACACUGGAGCAGCUCUCCAGUAUGUCAGGGACUACGUCUAUGCUGCCUCCUCUGGAAGUAGGCGACUUGAAAGUGUUCCACAGAUUCUAAUACUGAUAAAUGGUGGAAGGUCCUUUGACAAUGUAGAUGAACCCGCUUCUGCUCUCAAGGAGCUUGGUGUCUUGGUGUUUGGAAUUGGAACAAGGAGCUCUGAUAGCAGAGAGUUACAGAAGAUAUCCUAUGACCCCAGUUAUGCUCUCUCCGUGUCUGAAUUCACUGACCUCCCCAACAUCCAACAGCAGCUUCUUUCUGCCAUGAACACUGCCGUUAUACAGGACACAACCAUGCCACCAACACUAAUACCAACAAUACUAGUUGAGAGUCAGGCUCCCAGGAGGGAUGUUGUGUUCUUGCUGGAUGGUUCUGAUGGCACUAGGAGUGGAUUCCCAGCCAUGCGUGACUUUGUUCAAAGAGUGGUGGAGACACUCAGUGUGGAUGAGAACAAAGAUCGCGUUGCGGUGGUCCAGUACAGUAGAGAUCCAGCCGCCCAAUUCUAUCUGAACACAUACACAACAAGGGAGAGAUUCUCAACACUGUAAGAGGUCUGAGACACAAAGGCGGGAGACCUCUCAACACUGGAGCAGCUCUCCAGUACGUGAGGGACAAUGUCUUUACUGCCUCCUCCGGAAGCAGACGCUUGGAAGGCGUUCCACAGCUACUGAUUCUGUUGAGUGGUGGAAGGUCCGUUGACAAUGUUGACACGCCAGCCUCUGCUCUGAAGGAGCUUGGGGUUUUGGUCUUUGGAAUUGGAACAAGGAGCUCUGAUAGCAGAGAAUUGCAGAGAAUAUCACAUGAUCCCAGUUACGCUCUGUCUGUCUCAGACUUUACUGACCUUCCGAGCAUCCAGCAGCAACUUCUGUCCUCGGUGGAGGCAGUGGUUAUUGAUGUUACUCCAGAAUCACCAACAGUUUUAGUUGAUCAUGACACCGCCAGAAAGGAUGUGGUAUUCCUUCUGGAUGGUUCUGAUGGCACAAGGAAUGGAUUCCCAGCAAUGCGUGAUUUUGUUCAGAGAGUAGUAGAGAAACUCAAUGUGGGAGGAGACAAAGACCGCGUUUCUGUAGUCCAGUACGGUAGAGAUCAAGAAGUUCAUUUCUAUCUGAACACAUACAGCACGAAGGGCGACAUUCUUGACAUCGUCAGAGGUCUGAGGCACAGAAGAGGUAGACCCCUCAACACUGGGGCAGCCCUCCAGUAUGUAAGGGACAACGUCUUUACUGCCUCCUCAGGAAGCAGAAGUCAAGAGGGUGUCCCUCAGAUGCUGAUACUGCUGAGUAGCGGGAGGUCCAAUGAUAACGUUGAUAUACCUGUUUCUGCCCUCAAAGAGAGCGGAGUCUUGAUCUUUGGCAUUGGAAACAGAAAUUCUAGCAAAGAGGUUCAAAGGAUUGCCUCUGACCCCAGUUUUUCCCAGUCUGUUUCUGAAUUCUCGGACCUCCCCAGCGUCCAGGAUAAGUUUUUCUCCUCACUCUUUACUGUACACGUUGGCGCCACAACAAUUUCCCCAACAGUCAUAGUGGACCUAAGCAUCGCCAGAAAGGAUGUAGUAUUCUUGCUGGAUGGUUCUGAUGGCACUAGGAAUGGCUUCCCAGAAAUGCGUGACUUUGUUCAAAGAGUAGUGGAGAAACUCACUGUAGGGGAGAACAGAGAUCGAGUCUCUGUGGUACAGUAUAGCAGAGAACCAGAGGUCCACUUCUAUCUGAACACUUACACAAGAAAAGAAGAGGUUGUUGACACCGUAAGAGGGCUGAAGCACAAAGGAGGGAGACCCCUCAACACUGGAGCAGCUCUCCAGUAUGUCAGGGACUACGUCUAUGCUGCCUCCUCUGGAAGUAGGCGACUUGAAAGUGUUCCACAGAUUCUAAUACUGAUAAAUGGUGGAAGGUCCUUUGACAAUGUAGAUGAACCCGCUUCUGCUCUCAAGGAGCUUGGUGUCUUGGUGUUUGGAAUUGGAACAAGGAGCUCUGAUAGCAGAGAGUUACAGAAGAUAUCCUAUGACCCCAGUUAUGCUCUCUCCGUGUCUGAAUUCACUGACCUCCCCAACAUCCAACAGCAGCUUCUUUCUGCCAUGAACACUGCCGUUAUACAGGACACAACCAUGCCACCAACACUAAUACCAACAAUACUAGUUGAGAGUCAGGCUCCCAGGAGGGAUGUUGUGUUCUUGCUGGAUGGUUCUGAUGGCACUAGGAGUGGAUUCCCAGCCAUGCGUGACUUUGUUCAAAGAGUGGUGGAGACACUCAGUGUGGAUGAGAACAAAGAUCGCGUUGCGGUGGUCCAGUACAGUAGAGAUCCAGCCGCCCAAUUCUAUCUGAACACAUACACAACAAAGGGAGAGAUUCUCAACACUGUAAGAGGUCUGAGACACAAAGGCGGGAGACCUCUCAACACUGGAGCAGCUCUCCAGUACGUGAGGGACAAUGUCUUUACUGCCUCCUCCGGAAGCAGACGCUUGGAAGGCGUUCCACAGCUACUGAUUCUGUUGAGUGGUGGAAGGUCCGUUGACAAUGUUGACACGCCAGCCUCUGCUCUGAAGGAGCUUGGGGUUUUGGUCUUUGGAAUUGGAACAAGGAGCUCUGAUAGCAGAGAAUUGCAGAGAAUAUCACAUGAUCCCAGUUACGCUCUGUCUGUCUCAGACUUUACUGACCUUCCGAGCAUCCAGCAGCAACUUCUGUCCUCGGUGGAGGCAGUGGUUAUUGAUGUUACUCCAGAAUCACCAACAGUUUUAGUUGAUCAUGACACCGCCAGAAAGGAUGUGGUAUUCCUUCUGGAUGGUUCUGAUGGCACAAGGAAUGGAUUCCCAGCAAUGCGUGAUUUUGUUCAGAGAGUAGUAGAGAAACUCAAUGUGGGAGGAGACAAAGACCGCGUUUCUGUAGUCCAGUACGGUAGAGAUCAAGAAGUUCAUUUCUAUCUGAACACAUACAGCACGAAGGGCGACAUUCUUGACAUCGUCAGAGGUCUGAGGCACAGAAGAGGUAGACCCCUCAACACUGGGGCAGCCCUCCAGUAUGUAAGGGACAACGUCUUUACUGCCUCCUCAGGAAGCAGAAGUCAAGAGGGUGUCCCUCAGAUGCUGAUACUGCUGAGUAGCGGGAGGUCCAAUGAUAACGUUGAUAUACCUGUUUCUGCCCUCAAAGAGAGCGGAGUCUUGAUCUUUGGCAUUGGAAACAGAAAUUCUAGCAAAGAGGUUCAAAGGAUUGCCUCUGACCCCAGUUUUUCCCAGUCUGUUUCUGAAUUCUCGGACCUCCCCAGCGUCCAGGAUAAGUUUUUCUCCUCACUCUUUACUGUACACGUUGGCGCCACAACAAUUUCCCCAACAGUCAUAGUGGACCUAAGCAUCGCCAGAAAGGAUGUAGUAUUCUUGCUGGAUGGUUCUGAUGGCACUAGGAAUGGCUUCCCAGAAAUGCGUGACUUUGUUCAAAGAGUAGUGGAGAAACUCACUGUAGGGGAGAACAGAGAUCGAGUCUCUGUGGUACAGUAUAGCAGAGAACCAGAGGUCCACUUCUAUCUGAACACUUACACAAGAAAAGAAGAGGUUGUUGACACCGUAAGAGGGCUGAAGCACAAAGGAGGGAGACCCCUCAACACUGGAGCAGCUCUCCAGUAUGUCAGGGACUACGUCUAUGCUGCCUCCUCUGGAAGUAGGCGACUUGAAAGUGUUCCACAGAUUCUAAUACUGAUAAAUGGUGGAAGGUCCUUUGACAAUGUAGAUGAACCCGCUUCUGCUCUCAAGGAGCUUGGUGUCUUGGUGUUUGGAAUUGGAACAAGGAGCUCUGAUAGCAGAGAGUUACAGAAGAUAUCCUAUGACCCCAGUUAUGCUCUCUCCGUGUCUGAAUUCACUGACCUCCCCAACAUCCAACAGCAGCUUCUUUCUGCCAUGAACACUGCCGUUAUACAGGACACAACCAUGCCACCAACACUAAUACCAACAAUACUAGUUGAGAGUCAGGCUCCCAGGAGGGAUGUUGUGUUCUUGCUGGAUGGUUCUGAUGGCACUAGGAGUGGAUUCCCAGCCAUGCGUGACUUUGUUCAAAGAGUGGUGGAGACACUCAGUGUGGAUGAGAACAAAGAUCGCGUUGCGGUGGUCCAGUACAGUAGAGAUCCAGCCGCCCAAUUCUAUCUGAACACAUACACAACAAAGGGAGAGAUUCUCAACACUGUAAGAGGUCUGAGACACAAAGGCGGGAGACCUCUCAACACUGGAGCAGCUCUCCAGUACGUGAGGGACAAUGUCUUUACUGCCUCCUCCGGAAGCAGACGCUUGGAAGGCGUUCCACAGCUACUGAUUCUGUUGAGUGGUGGAAGGUCCGUUGACAAUGUUGACACGCCAGCCUCUGCUCUGAAGGAGCUUGGGGUUUUGGUCUUUGGAAUUGGAACAAGGAGCUCUGAUAGCAGAGAAUUGCAGAGAAUAUCACAUGAUCCCAGUUACGCUCUGUCUGUCUCAGACUUUACUGACCUUCCGAGCAUCCAGCAGCAACUUCUGUCCUCGGUGGAGGCAGUGGUUAUUGAUGUUACUCCAGAAUCACCAACAGUUUUAGGUAUGUGUUAUCACUGUGAAUUAAGAGUCAGGAUGUGUUAGCAAAAUGGCCACAGAGUUUUAGAAACGACUAUAUCAUUUGGCCAAAAACACCACAUUUGAUCAGUUUGAUUGACAUAAUCUAUUUAUUUUCUCAGUUGAUCAUGACACCGCCAGAAAGGAUGUGGUAUUCCUUCUGGAUGGUUCUGAUGGCACAAGGAAUGGAUUCCCAGCAAUGCGUGAUUUUGUUCAGAGAGUAGUAGAGAAACUCAAUGUGGGAGGAGACAAAGACCGCGUUUCUGUAGUCCAGUACGGUAGAGAUCAAGAAGUUCAUUUCUAUCUGAACACAUACAGCACGAAGGGCGACAUUCUUGACAUCGUCAGAGGUCUGAGGCACAGAAGAGGUAGACCC
Molecule: messenger RNA, 6182 nt
Organism: Oncorhynchus tshawytscha (Chinook salmon)
Lineage: Eukaryota; Metazoa; Chordata; Actinopteri; Salmoniformes; Salmonidae
Product: collagen alpha-3(VI) chain-like
Exons: 10
Coding region: 2252-5833 (1193 amino acids)
Source: RefSeq, a predicted model, not a curated record